Messenger RNA from Tricharina praecox, 856 nucleotides. RefSeq names its product 60S ribosomal protein L10a. Gene Ontology annotation, molecular function: RNA binding; structural constituent of ribosome. The record is from RefSeq and is a predicted model, not a curated record. Gene Ontology annotation, cellular component: large ribosomal subunit. The transcript has 4 exons. NCBI's taxonomy places the organism in Eukaryota, Fungi, Ascomycota, Pezizomycetes, Pezizales, Pyronemataceae. Gene Ontology annotation, biological process: translation. Bases 109 to 762 code for a protein of 217 amino acids.
CCCGAUUUCACGCCAGCGUCAAAAUUAUUCACGGAAAUUUGCUUCCGACGUCAAUCACCCGCACAUAUUCCUCACCAAACGAGUUAUCGCUUGGAAGACUGAUUCACGAUGUCCAAAAUCACAGUCGCCGGAGUGCGUGGAAACGUCAAGGAGCUCCUUGAUUACUCCCUCAAUGAGAAGAAGAGGAACUUCCUCGAGACGGUCGAGCUCCAGAUCGGCCUCAAGAACUACGACCCCAUGCGUGACAAGCGUUUCUCCGGAACCGUCAAGCUCCCCAUUGUGCCCCGCCCGGGAAUGAGCGUCUGCAUCCUCGGUGACCAGCACGAUAUUGAUCGUGCGAAGCACCACGGUGUCGAGUUCAUGUCCGUUGAUGACUUGAAGAAGCUCAACAAGAACAAGAAGCUCAUCAAGAAGAUGGCUCGCAAGUACGAUGCUUUCAUCGCCUCCGAGCAGUUGAUCAAGCAGAUCCCCCGUCUUCUCGGACCCGGUCUGUCCAAGGCUGGAAAGUUCCCUACUCCCGUCUCCCACGCCGAGGACCUUGCCAACAAGGUCAACGAUGUCAAGAGCACCAUCAAGUUCCAGCUGAAGAAGGUUCUUUGCUUGGGUGUCGCCGUUGGAAACGUCGGCAUGACCGAGGACCAGUUGAUUGGUAACAUCAUGUUGGCCAUCAACUACUUGGUUUCGCUCCUGAAGAAGGGAUGGCAGAACGUGGGCUCCUUGACCAUCAAGGCGUCCAUGUCGCCUCCCAAGCGUGUCUACUAAGCGGGUCUUUUUUUGCUGGGCUGUUGGGACUACGUAUUCGGUGAUUUGUAUCGAUAGUUAGACAACUCGGCGAGAAUAAGAGUCUGUGGCAAGC